UCUUUGCUUAGUAGGGUUCUUGGCUUCGUGGUGUGGGGGAGGGGAGAGAGAGAGAGAGAGAAUGGCGGACAACUUCUCCAGCGAGGAGAGAGCAACGCCGGAAGCCGGUUCCGAGGAAAAGAAGGAAAAUGACGGGGACGACUUCCGUGAGCAGAUGGGAUCCGCAGCGCAGGAGAGGGAUUCCGAGGAAAGAGGGGAGGAGAUGACGCCGUGGGAGCAACACUCGUCAGUAAUCAGCAUUCCCCGCUUCGAUUACGAGGCCCCCACCGCCAUUCUUGAGCACUCCCAUUCUGGUUUCCUCGUCACCUGCACCAUCAAACGGGAGAAAAGUGCCACUAAAGAAGCCAUUGCCCUCCUUGAAAAGCAUAUCAAUUCAACAAGCAGCACAUAUAGUCUAAAGCAUCUGUUGCCGCCUGAUAUAAAUUUAGGCGUGAAAAAGAGGAAACUGUGUGAUCCUUGUGAAGAAAGACUAGCUGAAGAUCCUAAAGGUGAUCUAACCAAUGAUGAAGAAGAUACUUUACAUGUUGAUGGCAAUCCUUUCGAUGAAAAUUCAGGAAGCGCUAACGCAUGUUCAAGUGCUGAAAAUGUUUUCCCUCUCUCACUAGUGAAGCUUACCCGGAGCGGCUUACUUCUCUUUGCAAUUCCUAGACACCUUUGUAUGCAAAAUGUUAACAUUCUAAUGGAUAUUUUCCGUUAUCUUGAUUCUGGAGAUCAAAAGCCACCCAUAUGGUGCCACCGUAUUCUUCCUUUUCAAGGAACUUGCAUGCUAAGGGAGAAGGACUUGGCCAUGGCUGUGAAAAGGUUUGUUGACCAGUACACGGGAAGUGAAGACCAUGUAACUGAAAGGCCUCUAAAGUUUGCAGUGGCUUUUAACCGGAGAGGUGUUGAAGGAACAGAAAUGAAGCAGAAAAGCUCAGCUCAUGAUUGUCAUGAAUCACCUUUAUUGGAUAGAAAUGAGUGUCUGCGAGUUGUUGCUAGUGCAGUGAAGGACACUGUACCAGAUUCAGUUGUGGAUCUAAAAUCUCCUCAGAUGGCCGUGCUCAUUGAAGUACUACCCAUUUCUGGAGUACCACCUUCGUCACUAGUUGUUGCAGUUGCGGUUCUUCCUCACUGCCUCAUGAAUGCAAAGCCAAGACUUAAUGUGAAGGCGCUGACUGCAGACCCGAAGGGCAUGAAAAGAAAGAGCUAGCAUUCAUGCGUCAUGAGAUCUUCGUGAACGAGGUGGUUAUUAACUACCUCCAACAAAUGUAACGCAUGGUUUACAUUUUCUCUUUGGCCAAAGUUCUUGGAUUCUAUGGGAGAAAGAAAAGAAUGAUAACCGGUAUAAAACAAGGUGUAUUCUCUAUUCAGCUGAAUGAAAAAUUUUGUGCUUUGGAUAGCUCUUCUUAUUCA
Nymphaea colorata (pocket water lily) is the source of this 1392-nucleotide messenger RNA. RefSeq lists its product as uncharacterized. The transcript has 7 exons. The record is from RefSeq and is a predicted model, not a curated record. Gene Ontology annotation, molecular function: RNA binding. NCBI's taxonomy places the organism in Eukaryota, Viridiplantae, Streptophyta, Magnoliopsida, Nymphaeales, Nymphaeaceae. Bases 62 to 1189 code for a protein of 375 amino acids. Gene Ontology annotation, biological process: tRNA modification.